CCGACCGGUAACGUUAGCGGCGAGGCCCGGCGAUGACGCACCUGGCCCUGACAGUGGGGAGGGUACCGGGCCCAUAUAUACCUGACACUCUCCGGACUCCAGAUGUAGUCAACAUGGCGCUCAGAUUCGCUCUUAUUGCUUUGCUGUUGGUGGCAGUUAUCUGCAUGGUCUACGCAGACCUGGAGACGGCUGAGUCGAAAUAUGGUGGAGGCGGCCGCGGUCACGGUGGCGGUCACUACGGACACGGAGGUGGUGGCCACUAUGGACACGGCGGUGGCGGUCACUACGGACGCGGAGGCGGUGGCCACUAUGGACACGGCGGUGGUGGCGGCCACUAUGGUGGUGGCGGUAAACAUCACGGAUAGACUGUGAUUUACACUACUUCUUCAUCGACAUUCCUGUACAGUUAUUAAAUAAAAAUAAGUUAUUUGUUACCUCUA
Messenger RNA from Homalodisca vitripennis (glassy-winged sharpshooter), 440 nucleotides. RefSeq names its product glycine-rich cell wall structural protein-like. The transcript is spliced from 2 exons. Lineage: Eukaryota; Metazoa; Arthropoda; Insecta; Hemiptera; Cicadellidae. The record is from RefSeq and is a predicted model, not a curated record. Bases 33 to 365 code for a protein of 110 amino acids.